AUGUUAUUUUCAUCAGCCCUGACGACCUCAAUCCACAACCCGCGACUAUGCCUCCUUAAUGCUCUUCGAGCCAACGCGAAACCCAUCAUGACAUUCUUGGGUCUUCCGUCAAUUCGAACAGCUCAGCUUGUUGCCCAGACCGGCCUCCAGGGCAUUAUCAUCGACUGUGAGCACGGCCAUAUAAGUGACGAUGCGAUGCACGGCUCGACGGCCGCUAUCGCUGCGCUAGGCGUGUCGCCACUGGUUCGCAUUCGAAUGACCCAUGGAGACCUGAUCAAAAGGGCUUUGGAUGCUGGGGCUCACGGCAUCGUCGUGCCACAAGUAAAUACAGCCGAAGAUGCUGAAAGAGUUGUAUCAGAUGCUAAGUUCCCACCACAAGGCCGUCGAGGUCAGGGUUCGGCGUUUCCGGCGAUCGCUCAUGCAAUCGACAUUCCGACGUAUAUGCGGACAGCGAAUGAGACGAUUAUUAUCUGUCUACAAAUCGAGACUAAAGAGGGGGUUGAGAAUAUUGAUGCUAUCUGUGGUGUACCCGGUGUUGAUAUGAUUUUCAUCGGGCCAAACGACCUUGCCCUAUCGAUUCUUGGCUAUGUUCCCGCGAAAGGCGAUGAGCCCGAAUUUGUUGAUGCUAUGGAGAAGAUCGUGGCCGCCGCUAGGAAGCAUAGGAAAUGGGUUGCACGGCUAUCGAAUGAUGGGGCUUCAUGUAAGGAGCAUUUGAAAGCCUUUGAUACCGUGGCGAUGAGUUACGAUGUCCGGGCAAUACAAAACUGGUAUACGGCCGAAUUGCGCACUGCCCGUGAUGCUUCCCAGUAA
This is a messenger RNA of Penicillium mononematosum, 810 nucleotides long. Its product is annotated as HpcH/HpaI aldolase family protein. Lineage: Eukaryota; Fungi; Ascomycota; Eurotiomycetes; Eurotiales; Aspergillaceae. The transcript has 4 exons. Gene Ontology annotation, cellular component: cytoplasm. Bases 1 to 810 code for a protein of 269 amino acids. The record is from RefSeq and is a predicted model, not a curated record. Gene Ontology annotation, molecular function: aldehyde-lyase activity.